AUGAACAUAUCUAAAGUGGAAGAAACCUACACUAUUGGAUGGAUAACCAGUGGAGUACUGGUCUUUUCGGUUGCAUGGAAGACGGCAAAACUGAUCCGAAGCAAAUUCGGGCUACCGGAGUCUCCAGCUUCAGAUUGCCUCACUCACUGCUUUUGUGAAUUUUGUGCUCUUUGCCAAGAAUACCGUGAACUGAAAAACCGUGGUCUUGACCCUUCUCUUGGAUGGCAUGGGAAUAUGCAAGUGGUGAUGGCUCCUCCUAUGGGUCAAUACAUGAAGGGUUGAUUUAAAAAGUUGUAUGUUUUGCAAUAUGAUUGAAUUUAAAUAAGUCGAUUCAUAAAUACAACACUUUUAAGUG
Thlaspi arvense is the source of this 355-nucleotide messenger RNA. The record is from the annotation of a GenBank genome assembly. NCBI's taxonomy places the organism in Eukaryota, Viridiplantae, Streptophyta, Magnoliopsida, Brassicales, Brassicaceae.